CUGUGCUAAAUGUCUGGAGUUCCUUGUUUGGAGCCCUCAGUCAGAGAAUGUAAGAAUAGUCCUUUGCAUCUCAGGCUGCAAAAUACCAAAGACAAUGUAUUAUCAACAAUUUUGGAAAAAAUAUUAAAUAUUGAUACAACUAAGUCACUGAAAAAUUUCUUGAUGUAAGCUUUUCGUAAAUAAAGGUAAAAGGCAGGAUGAUUGCUGUUCUAACUGUGGUUAAAAUCAGUUUUGCAUUUAAGCAAUUCACUUGCAGGAUAGGCCAGGACCAGUUUAUAACAGGCAAUGCAUUACCUUUUGGAAACAAUUAACUGCUAGAAAGAUGUUCCUUAAUGAUUGAAGUUUAUUACUGUUUCAUAAGAGGUCUGUGAAGUAGUAAGGAGCUGAACUCUGUCUAUUGGUGCACUUUGGAUGAUGUACUCCGUUUUAAUGAGAUUAAAGGUUUAAUGCAGAUAAAAGAUCUGUUCAGUGCACCUGGAUUCAACACAAGGGUUUCAGUGUGAUUCACCGAGAGUCAUUGCAGAGCUAUGUUCAUCUUGAUCAAUAAGAGCUUCUGACUUCUUUUCUAUUCCAUACAAAGACAAAAUGAUCAGGACACAUUUCUUGCUGUUUUCAGCACUGAUCAUGUGCAGCAUACCUGCUGAGGAAAUCUUUCAGCCAACUCUAGUGCUGGACAUGGCUAAAGUCCUUCUGGACAAUUACUGCUAUCCUGAAAACCUAGUGGGAAUGCAAGAAGCCAUUGAACAAGCAAUCAAAAGCGGGGAGAUCCUGGACAUCUCAGAUCCAAAAUUGCUGGCCAGUGUCUUGACAGCUGGAGUGCAGGGUGCUCUGAAUGACCCAAGACUGGUGAUUUCCUAUGAACCAUUACCACAUGCAGCUCCCAAACAAGAAGCUGAGGUUUCCCCUACUCGUGAACAACUUCUGAAUCUUAUUGAGCAUGUGGUCAUGUACGACAAGCUGGAUGGCAAUGUUGGCUACCUGAGGAUUGAUUAUAUCAUAGGACAGGAAGUUGUGCAGAAAGUUGGACCUUACCUGGUGGACAAGGUGUGGAAGACACUGAUAGACACCUCUGCCCUGGUGAUAGAUCUUCGUCACAGCACUGGGGGACAGAUUUCUGGCCUCCCCUUCAUCAUCUCAUACUUGCAUGAAGACAGGGUGCUGCAUGUUGAGACUGUAUACAAUCGGCCCUCCAACACCACCACAGAGAUAUGGACACUGCCAAAGGUGUUGGGAGAGAGGUACGGCAAAGACAAGGAUGUCAUUGUUUUGAUCAGCCGCCACACCACAGGAGUGGCUGAAGAUGUGGCUUACAUCCUCAAGCACAUGAACAGGGCUAUCACUGUUGGAGAGAAGACAGCUGGGGGCUCACUGGACAUCCAGAAGCUGCGUAUUGGCCCCUCCAAUUUCUAUAUGAUGGUUCCUGUGUCACGAUCUGUGAGCCCUUUGAGUGGGGGUGGACAGAGCUGGGAGGUGAGUGGGGUGAUACCAUGUGUGGCUACUGAGGCAGAGCAAGCCUUGCAGAAAUCCUUGGACAUCCUGGCAGUGCGCAGAGCAGUGCCUGGCACCCUAAGCCACCUCACAAACAUUUUAAAGGACUAUUACAGCUUAGUGGAGCGAGUGCCACCGCUGGUGCGGCACCUCAUCACCUCUGACUUCUCUUCUGUGCAGUCAUCAGAGGACCUGGCCACCAAACUCAACAAUGAGUUGCAGACCUUAUCUGAAGAUCCCCGCCUGUUGGUCCGAGUCAUGAUGCCAGGUGAAACUGCCGCUCCCCCAGCUGAGCAGCCAAUUGCAAUGGCAGCCAACUUACCUGACAAUGAGCAACUGCUGCAUGUCUUGGUGGAUACUGUCUUCAAGGUGUCGGUGUUGCCAGGCAAUGUUGGCUACAUGCGCUUUGAUGAGUUUGCAGAUGCCUCUGUGCUUGCUAAGCUGGGACCUUACAUUGUCCACAAAGUGUGGGAGCCCCUUCAAAAAACAGAGAACUUGAUCAUAGACCUACGUUACAACCCUGGAGGCCCAUCCUCCUCUGCUGUGCCUGUGCUACUUUCCUAUUUCCAAGACCCUGCUGCUGGUCCUGUCCAUCUCUUCACAACCUAUCACAGGUGCACCAACCACACACAGGAGCACAACAGCCAGGCAGAACUGCUGGGUCAAUCCUAUGGAGCUCAACGUGGUAUCUACCUGCUCACCAGCCACCACACUGCCACAGCUGCUGAGGAGUUUGCUUACCUCAUGCAGUCCCUGGGCCGUGCCACACUGAUUGGUGAGAUUACAGCAGGAAGCCUCUUGCACACCCGUACCUUCCCUCUGCUGCAGCCUGAGCUGGGAAUAACUCGUGGACUAACUAUCACAGUUCCUGUUAUCACCUUCAUUGACAACCAUGGGGAAAGCUGGAUGGGUGGAGGAGUUGUUCCUGAUGCCAUAGUGUUGGCUGAGGAUGCACUGGAGAAGGCUGGAGAAGUGCUAGCCUUCCACAAGACCAUGGGAGUACUUUUGGAGGGUACCGGGCAGCUCCUAGAGGCUCACUAUGCCAUCCCAGAAGUGGCUGGUAAGGCCAGUGCUAUGCUCAAUGCCAAACGGGCCCAAGGAGGUUAUCGAUCAGCGAUAGACCCCGAGACUUUGGCUUCCCAGCUUACCAGCGACUUACAGGAGGCCUCUGGGGACCAUCGGCUUCACGUCUUCCACAGCCAUGUGGAACCAACACCAGAAGAACAGCUUCCCAAUGUGAUUCCCAGUCCUGAAGAGCUGAGCUACAUCAUUGACGCACUCUUCAAAAUUGAGGUAUUGCCGGGAAACCUGGGUUACCUUCGCUUUGAUAUGAUGGCUGAGGCAGAAACAGUGAAGGCCAUUGGGCCCCAGCUGUUGCAGAUGGUAUGGAACAAGUUAGUGGACACAGAUGCCAUGAUUAUUGACAUGAGGUACAACACAGGUGGCUACUCCACUGCUAUCCCAAUACUUUGCUCCUACUUCUUUGAGCCUGAGCCUCGGCAACACCUCUACACUAUCUUUGAUCGCAGCACCUCCCGCAGCACAGAGGUGUGGACUCUCCCCCAACUCAGUGGCAAGAGAUAUGGCUCCCUCAAGGACAUCUACAUCCUAACAAGCCAUAUGAGUGGCUCAGCAGCUGAAGCUUUCACUCGCUCUAUGAAGGACCUACACCGGGCUACAGUUAUUGGUGAGCCCACAGUCGGUGGAUCUCUCUCAGUGGGCAUUUAUCGUGUUGGUAACAGUUCCCUGUAUGCCUCUAUUCCCAGCCAAGUGGUGCUCAGCCCAGUCACUGGUAAAGUAUGGAGUGUCUCUGGGGUGGAGCCACACAUCACCAUCCAGGCCAGUGAAGCCAUGGCUGUAGCUCAGCACAUUGCCAACCUCCGUGCCCAGGUGCCACAGACACUGCAAACUGUAGGCAAGCUUGUGGCAGAUAAUUAUGCCUUUCUGGACAUUGGGACUGUUAUAGCAUCCAACCUCACCAAGAACAUCAACAAACACAAUUAUAAAAGGAUUAAUACAGAAGAAGAGCUGGCCAGGAAGGUGACUACCAUCUUACAAGCUCUUUCUGAUGAUGAACACCUGAAAUUACUUUACAUCCCUGAACAUGCCAAGGACAGCAUCCCUGGAAUCAUGCCAAAACAGAUCCCUUCUCCAGAAGUAUUUGAAGAUCUGAUUAAAGUUUCAUUCCACACAAAUGUAUUUGAAAACAACAUCGGCUAUGUGAGAUUCGAUAUGUUUGGAGACAGUGAACUUCUAACCCAGGUGUCCGACCUACUGAUAGAGCAUGUUUGGAAGAAAAUUGUUCACACAGAUGCAUUAAUCAUAGACAUGAGGUACAAUAUUGGAGGCUCCACUACACCCAUAGCAAUCCUAUGCUCAUAUUUCUUUGAUGAAGGACACCCAGUUCUCUUGGACAAAGUUUAUGACAGACCCAGUGACUCAGUAAAGGAAAUAUGGACUCAGCCACAGCUCAAAGGGGAGAGAUACGGCUCUCAGAAGGGGCUAAUAAUCCUCACUAGUGCUGUGACGGCCGGGGCUGCUGAAGAGUUUGUGUACAUAAUGAAGAGACUGGGCAGAGCUCUCAUUAUUGGGGAACAAACCAGUGGUGACUGCCAUUCCCCACAGACAUACCAAGUAGAUAAUACCAACUUCUACAUCUUCAUUCCCACCUCCAGAUCAGUCAUCUCUGCAGACAGCACUUCUUGGGAAGGAAAAGGAGUGCCUCCUCACAUAGAAACACCAGCUGAAACAGCACUCGUCAAAGCAAAGGAGAUGCUCAGUGCUCACCUACACAGCUCUAGAUAGUCCAGUGGAGGAGCAUGCCCCUGGUUUUUAGGAAAAGAGAGCUAUCUUCCCAAACGUAAACCCUAGAAAGAAGUGGGAACUUCAUUUCAAUCCCUAUGGUCAGUGAUUGUAUGUAGCUCAAAGUGACUCCUUUUCAACAUGCUGACAUUUUUCCCUGUUCUGUGGAACCCAGCUCUUUCUGUGCGUGGUUGAGAUACUUGGAUAAUUCACUGGGAUUUCUGGAUUUCCCUCCUGUAGCCAAACAUAAAUGGUCAGUGUGUUUGGUUUUGAAGAUUUAGCUAAAAAUCACAGAUUUUCUUUGGUACCUUAGAAAAAUCCCAGCUGUCACUAUUGAUGGCAUGUGAACAACCUCAAAGACAGAAAAGGCACCUCUUCUCCUUUGGAAAUUGUGUACCUUCCUAUUUAUAUGUCUUUAAGAAUUAACAGUAGUUGGAAGACUGUUUUCCAAACUGCAAGAGCUAAAUCAAGUCUCUUCUCCGUUUAGAUGUACCAAAAAUAACCAUUCCCAGUUUGUCAGGGUUGCCCAGACUCCUGGUAUUUCAAAGGUACAUGCCUGCUUCUCUCUUAGUAUCUGUCAAAGGGAGGGGAGAAUGAGCAAGGGAAAGGCAGUACCUUGACUCUUUCACUCAGUGCUCAGAUCAACUGUCUCAAGGAAAAGAAUCAUAUGUUUUUACUUAGGCCUAAAAAUAGGUUGCUAUGUGUCCUGCCCUAAAGACAGGGGGAAAAAAAUUUGAAAAAAAAAGAUGAGAAAUAUUCUUUGCACCCUGCUAACAACCUACAUUUUAAGUAGUGGCAUAUUCCAGGGCAAGUAACAGAGAUACUGACAUGAGCUUAAGCAAUGCACAACAUUCCUUGUCUUUCUUACAAUUCUUAGUUGAACAUCUUCUUUGUAAUUCUUUAGUAGUACAUGUAACUCUAAUCUAGAUCUCAAAAUUUCUCAUCUCUACAGAAUGCCAGCUCUAAGGUAAUUAAGUCAGGGAAAUGGUCCCUCAAAAUUCAAUUAGAGUCUAUAGUAGUUACACAUUGGUGUUCGCUUGCUCAUUUUUAAGUUCCUGCCAUUUUUUUUAUAAAUUGAGUUAAACAUCUGACUUUCAGUUUUUACAGGAAAAUAAUUUUAAGAACCAAGUAGACUUUCCAUCUUUUUUUACUACUUAUUUGUCUUACCAGCUACACUCAGUGUGAUCACUAACCUGGACUCUUUUGACUCAUUUUCAUGUUCUGAUUUUUAUGCACUAGCUUGUUGUUGAACUUCUCAGUGUUGUGGAAAAUAUUUUAAUGAAUUAAAACUCAUACAGAACUUGGUGUAAAGUGAUACAUGUAUGAAGAAUAUUAAAUAUUCUUAAUAUGGAAAAAACUGGAGUAG
Molecule: messenger RNA, 5656 nt
Organism: Neopelma chrysocephalum (saffron-crested tyrant-manakin)
Lineage: Eukaryota; Metazoa; Chordata; Aves; Passeriformes; Pipridae
Gene: RBP3
Product: retinol binding protein 3
Exons: 4
Coding region: 586-4293 (1235 amino acids)
Biological process (GO): proteolysis
Molecular function (GO): serine-type peptidase activity
Source: RefSeq, a predicted model, not a curated record